GAACAAGCAGACGAAAGAUGAAGACGUCUUACGUUUUUAUUUUUCUAGUGUUAUUUCCGGUGGUGUUGAUGAAGAUGCGUCGGUCUAGGUCUAGCGGGAAUGGCUGCUCCUGGUACAUAUCCCACAAGUUCCAGGGCAGGUGUUACGCGUUUUUUCAAGGUGAACUACCAUGGCAGGAAGCUCAGAAAACUUGUCAGACUUUAACAUCGAGAGGGACAUUGCCCGUCUAUCUAAACAAUUCGACCAUUCACUGGCUUCGUGAAGAAACUUUUCGACUGUUCAAAGAUUACAGAGAAAUCUGGGUCGGGGCCAACGACCUUCAAGAGAAAGGUGUUCUCCGCUGGACUGACGGGUCACUGGCACACGUGAUGGAGUUCUUCGACGUCAAGAAUCUUCAGCCGGACAACCUGGGGGGCAACGAGCGCUGCGUCAACAUCGGCCGGCAGGACCCGUACCUCAGCGACGCGGACUGCGUCAGCAAGUUCAACUACGUCUGUCAGGAGCCCGGCUAA
Messenger RNA from Physella acuta, 512 nucleotides. Its product is annotated as snaclec mamushigin subunit beta. NCBI's taxonomy places the organism in Eukaryota, Metazoa, Mollusca, Gastropoda, Physidae. The record is from RefSeq and is a predicted model, not a curated record.